This is a messenger RNA of Eremomyces bilateralis CBS 781.70, 1620 nucleotides long. Its product is annotated as P-loop containing nucleoside triphosphate hydrolase protein. Gene Ontology annotation, molecular function: RNA helicase activity; ATP binding; RNA binding. The record is from RefSeq and is a predicted model, not a curated record. Lineage: Eukaryota; Fungi; Ascomycota; Dothideomycetes; Eremomycetales; Eremomycetaceae. The transcript is spliced from 7 exons. The coding region runs from base 1 to 1620 and encodes 539 amino acids. Gene Ontology annotation, cellular component: ribonucleoprotein complex; nucleus; cytoplasm. Gene Ontology annotation, biological process: rRNA processing.
AUGUCGUACGGCGGCAACGGAUACGGUGGUUCUCGUAGCGGCGGUGGUGGUGGUGGCUAUGGCGGCGGAGGCUCUUCCGGCGGAGGCGGGUACUCCAACGGUUCCGGUGGUUAUGGCGGUGGCGGCGCUGCUGGCGGAUAUGGCAACUCCUUCGGAGGAGGCGGUGGUGACAGGAUGAGCAACCUUGGCGCCAACCUGAAGCACCAAGAAUGGGACCUGAACACGCUCCCCAAGUUCGAGAAAUCAUUCUACAAGGAACAUCCCGAUGUUGCUAUUCGCUCGUCAUCCGAGAUUGAGGAGUACCGAAAGGAGCACAAAAUGACCAUCACCGGUCAAGAUAUCCCUAAGCCGGUGACCACUUUCGAUGAAGCUGGAUUCCCGAAUUACGUGAUGAGCGAGGUCAAGGCACAAGGUUUCGAGAAGCCGACUGCUAUUCAGGCUCAGGGCUGGCCCAUGGCUCUGUCCGGUCGUGAUGUCGUCGGCAUUGCCGAGACCGGUUCCGGAAAGACGUUGACCUACUGUCUUCCUGCCAUCGUCCACAUCAAUGCGCAGCCUCUCCUUGCGCCUGGCGACGGACCCAUUGUCCUGAUCCUCUCACCGACACGUGAGUUGGCCGUUCAGAUCCAGACCGAGAUUAGCAAGUUUGGAAAAUCGUCCCGUAUCCGCAAUACCUGCGUCUACGGUGGUGUUCCCAAGGGUCAACAAAUCCGUGAUCUUUCCCGCGGUGUGGAAGUUGUCAUUGCCACCCCCGGUCGUUUGAUCGAUAUGCUGGAAUCUGGCAAGACCAAUCUUCGCCGUGUCACCUACCUGGUUCUCGAUGAAGCCGAUCGCAUGCUUGACAUGGGAUUUGAGCCGCAGAUUCGAAAGAUCAUUGGCCAGAUCCGCCCGGACCGCCAAACCUGCAUGUGGUCCGCCACAUGGCCUAAGGAGGUCCGACAGCUUGCCUCCGACUACCAGGCUGAUUUCAUUCAGGUCAACAUUGGAUCUCUCGACUUGUCUGCCAAUGACCGCAUCACCCAGAUUGUCGAAGUCGUCUCCGACUUUGAGAAGAGGGAUCGCAUGUCGAAGCAUAUGGAGAAGAUCAUGGAAGACCAAAAUAACAAGAUUCUCAUCUUCACAGGUACCAAGCGCGUCGCUGACGAUAUUACUCGAUUCCUUCGCCAGGAUGGAUGGCCGGCGCUGUCAAUUCAUGGCGACAAACAGCAGAACGAACGUGAUUGGGUCUUGAAUGAAUUCAGAACCGGAAAGUCCCCAAUCAUGGUGGCUACCGAUGUAGCUUCUCGUGGUAUUGAUGUUCGCAAUAUUACUCACGUGCUGAACUAUGAUUACCCUAACAAUUCGGAGGACUAUGUUCACCGAAUUGGUAGGACGGGCCGUGCUGGUGCUAAGGGUACUGCCAUUACCUUCUUCACCACUGAGAAUGCAAAGCAAGCCCGAGACUUGGUGUCUGUUCUUACGAAGAGCAAGCAAGAGGUUGAUCCCCGUCUCGCCGAGAUGGCUAGAUACGGUGGCGGCGGUGGUGGCCGUGGCUACGGCGGCUAUGGAGGCCGAGGCGGCGGGCGCGGCGGCCGAUAUUCGUCUGGUUCCAACCAGGCCCCUCUUCACAACAGGCGUUGGUGA